UUUGCGACGUGGUCGGAUAUUCAGAGAAAUUUGACCAAGAGUGGGACUACGAGCACGCAACUGACGCCAUCGCCAACGGCUACCGGGAUGGCAAGCGCGGUGCGUACGGGCGAUGCUGCAGCGGGGAAUGGUGGGAGGGGAGGGUGGAAAAUUAAUGUGUUGUUGGCUGGUAUCUUCGCCCUUGGAUUUUGAUCUACAUUCAGUUACGAAAAAGCGAAAUAACCGACGCGCUCGUUUGUAUGGCCUUGCUGGAGGUGUAACGACUGAAAGUAGGGGGUAUAUCUCGACCAAGAAACAACAAGUCAGAAAACCAAUCUUAAAAAUGGGAAGAAUAGGCGAAGGGAGUAGAGGUGAUAAAACAGCAUGUACUUUAAAUAUCAAGAUUGGUUUAGAACAAAGUAUAAAGCUGAAGGCGAUUGUGGGUGGCCUGGGUAAUUCGUAAUGGCAGUUGAGCUUUCAAGAGUUGGUGGAGCUGGCAUGGUAACUAAAUUUUGCAAUUGAGGGGUGUAAAUUGUAGCCACCCGCCAUCCCAGGUAGUGUGUUUUCGGAUAGGCUUUGUAUUUGAGCUUGAUACGCAGUAGGUCUCUCUGCUC
Dothidotthia symphoricarpi CBS 119687 is the source of this 593-nucleotide messenger RNA. RefSeq lists its product as uncharacterized. Bases 113 to 442 code for a protein of 109 amino acids. NCBI's taxonomy places the organism in Eukaryota, Fungi, Ascomycota, Dothideomycetes, Pleosporales, Dothidotthiaceae. The transcript is spliced from 2 exons. The record is from RefSeq and is a predicted model, not a curated record.